AUGGCCGGCAGCACGGCAAUGACAAUCUCUACAACCUUACUCCUUUUUCUUGUUCUACCGGCGGCGAUCUCAGCCGUCCCCGCCGAUUUGAACAAAGAUUUCAUUGAUACCAACUGCAAAACAACUUUAUACCCAGACAUAUGCUACACCAGCAUCAUUGCCUACGCCGGUGACAUUGAAGUAAGCCCAGCCAAGCUCGCUCGCGUAGCCGUCGAUCACAGCUUCAAUAGUAUUCGUUCCAUUGCCUUAUAUGUUUUGAACAACUCAGGCAAAUUCAAUAAUAACAAUGAUAAGACAACUGUCGGUGUUCUAAAGGACUGCAACAAAAACUUUGAAGAUGCCGUGCUUCAGGUGCAACGCUCAAACAGGGAAAUACGCUACCUGGACUUCUCUGUCUCAAAGGAAGCGUUGCUGUUCAAGAUAAGUAAUGUGCAGACGUGGUUGAGCGCUGCACUUACAAACCAGGAAACGUGUGCGACCGAGUUGGCGAAUAUAAAAUCGGAGUUACAUGAUAAGGUGGUGAAUAGCAAGAAGUUCGUAAGCAUUGCACUCGCCUUGGUCAAUAGUUAUGCUAAAGCGGCCCAAGCUAAUUAA
Telopea speciosissima is the source of this 594-nucleotide messenger RNA. RefSeq names its product pectinesterase inhibitor 11-like. Gene Ontology annotation, biological process: negative regulation of catalytic activity. The record is from RefSeq and is a predicted model, not a curated record. Gene Ontology annotation, molecular function: enzyme inhibitor activity. NCBI's taxonomy places the organism in Eukaryota, Viridiplantae, Streptophyta, Magnoliopsida, Proteales, Proteaceae. Bases 1 to 594 code for a protein of 197 amino acids. The transcript has a single exon.